UUCAAAACAAGCACCAUGUGUGACGACGAGGAUCAGGUAGCACUCGUCUGCGACAAUGGCUCCGGCAUGGUCAAGGCCGGCUUUGCCGGUGACGACGCUCCCCGCUCUGUCUUCCCCUCCAUCGUCGGCCGAGCUCGUCACCAGGGUGUGAUGGUCGGUAUGGGUCAGAAGGACGCCUACGUCGGUGAUGAGGCCCAGAGCAAGAGAGGUAUCCUGACUCUCAAGUACCCUGUAGAGCACGGCAUCAUCACCAACUGGGACGACAUGGAAAAGGUCUGGCAUCACACCUUCUACAACGAGCUCCGUGUUGCCCCUGAGGAGUCCCCAACACUGUUGACGGAGGCUCCCCUCAACCCCAAAGCCAACCGUGAGAAGAUGACACAGAUCAUGUUUGAGACCUUCGGUAUGCCAGCAAUGUACGUGGCUAUACAGGCUGUCAUGUCCCUGUACGCCUCUGGUCGUACCACAGGUAUGGUCAGUGACUCGGGAGACGGAGUAAGCCACAACGUACCAGUAUUCGAAGGGUACGCCCUUCCACAUGCUAUGCUCAGACUUGAUCUAGCUGGUCGCGACCUCACCAUGUAUCUCAUGAAGAUCAUGACUGAGCGUGGCUACUCUUUCACCACAAGUGCAGAGCGUGAGAUUGUCCGAGAUAUCAAAGAAAAGCUCUGUUACAUCGCUCUAGACUUCGACAGUGAAAUGAACGUAGCUGCUGCUUCCUCUUCGUUGGACAAAUCCUACGAGCUUCCCGAUGGCCAGAUCAUCACCAUUGGCAACGAACGUUUCCGUGCUCCUGAAGCUCUCUUCCAGCCUUCUCUUUUAGGUAUGGAAUGUGCAGGAAUUCAUGAAACUGUUUACCAUGGGAUCAUGAGGUGCGACAUUGACAUCAGAAAAGACCUGUUUGCCAACAUUGUCAUGUCUGGUGGUACCACCAUGUAUCCUGGUAUUGCUGACCGCAUGCAGAAGGAAAUCACAGCUCUGGCUCCUUCGAGCAUCAAGAUCAAGAUCAUUGCCCCUCCUGAGCGUAAGUACUCCGUCUGGAUCGGUGGCUCCAUCCUGGCCUCUCUCUCCACCUUCCAGUCCAUGUGGGUGUCAAAAGAAGAGUACGACGAAUCUGGCCCAGGCAUUGUUCACCGGAAAUGCUUCUAAAUAAGAACACUUAACAUUUUAUAACUAUUUUUGUACUGAUAUAAAUAAAAUUAACUUUAGUUUCUGA
Procambarus clarkii (red swamp crayfish) is the source of this 1216-nucleotide messenger RNA. Its product is annotated as actin-2, muscle-specific-like. The record is from RefSeq and is a predicted model, not a curated record. Gene Ontology annotation, biological process: mitotic cytokinesis. NCBI's taxonomy places the organism in Eukaryota, Metazoa, Arthropoda, Malacostraca, Decapoda, Cambaridae.